Hyalella azteca is the source of this 4601-nucleotide messenger RNA. RefSeq lists its product as uncharacterized. Gene Ontology annotation, molecular function: lipase activity. The transcript has 9 exons. The coding region runs from base 2265 to 4067 and encodes 600 amino acids. The record is from RefSeq and is a predicted model, not a curated record. NCBI's taxonomy places the organism in Eukaryota, Metazoa, Arthropoda, Malacostraca, Amphipoda, Hyalellidae.
CGCGCACUUCCGGCGUUCUACUUCGAUUCGAAUGCAAAAUAUUUUGCUUGAAAUUGACAGACUAUUCCGUUGUUCCCGGUGAUCUCAAUCUAUUCGCAUUUCUUUAUUCGUAUCUUUCUUUGAGUUGUUAAUAAUGGGCAUUCGCUCAGCCGGCGUCUUGUCCAAGUCAUCACGACAAGACGGCUCUAUUGAUCUUGCAUAAUCACGUUCAAUUACCUCAUCGAGCAUCGCAUGGUAUCUUAAUCUUGUAUCUUCAACGAAUCAUGAUACAGUUGUGAAAUCCUGUGUAUAUUCAGUGCAAACCACUCCGAUGUACUUUUCCCACGCAUGCGGUCUCGGCUAACAACUCCCACGUACUUUUCCCACGCAUGCGGUCUCGGCUAACAACUCCCACGUACUUUUCCCACGCAUGCGGUCUCAGCUAACAACUCCCACGUACUUUUCCCACGCAUGCGGUCUCAGCUAACAACUCCCACGUACUUUUCCCACGCAUGCGGUCUCAGCUAACAAAUCCCACGUACUUUUCCCACGCAUGCGGUCUAACGUUCAUCUAAGAAUUGCCUUCACGUACUGUCGCGUUUGUAGUUUUUUCCAAACUUUAAUAGAAUCUUAAAAUUGAUUUUAUAACAAAUAAUUCGAGCAUUACUGUACGACAGAUUACAUUCUACGUCUUAGGCACGAUUAACUUGAUUGUGUCGUGAGGAGUUUUUAUCUACUGAUAAGUUUCCUGUUUGAGUAAGCUGUCUGUGGUUAUUUUAAGCUAAUGUUUGUUGACUUUAAGAUAUACCUCAAGCUUCUUCCUUUAGAGCGCGUGGCGUGCUGCCCAGUGUCUCUCUCCCUAGCCUCCAACAAGCUCACCAGAAACUAAUAGGUGUCCGUUAUUUUGGUUUACUUAAUCUUGUGAAAAGUGAUACAUUCAAAUGUUGGUUAACGUGUUAACUAGUGAAAAUUAAGCUAAAUGAAAGUUUGCCACUGCAGGUAGCUGGUCCCAAAACACACAAAUAAUGUUGAACUUCGUUAUUGAUGAUACGAAGAUAACGAUUUGUGCUGCAUUUCAACCACAACUGUCGGUUCAGUUGUAUUAAAUUGAAGAAUACUGAAGAAUACUAUAACAUUUUUAUUUUUUAUAGCCCGUCAAUACGAUGCUGGUAAUAAUUUUCACGCAUGUUAACGUGUUUCUCGGUUUUUAUUUCAUAAAAAUACAUUUUAGGAAAACAAUAACUAACUAAAGUUGAUGUUGCCUACACUUCAGUUAAAUGAGGAACAGUCGCAGUUUUGAACUACGAGAAGUUAUAACGGUCGUUGUGGUAUCCCGCGGCAUGGGGAAGGUAACCAUGCUACCAUGUAACGGUCGUCGUGGUAUCCCGCGGCAUAGAGAAGGUAACCAUGCUACCAUGUAACGGUCGUCGUGGUAUCCCGCGGCAUGGGGAAGGUAACCAUGCUACCAUGUAAUGGUCGUCGUGGUAUCCCGCGGCAUAGAGAAGGUAACCAUGCUACCAUGUAACGAUCGUCGUGGUAUCCCGCGACAUAGAGAAGGUAACCAUGCUACCAUGUAACGGUCAUCGUGGUAUCCCGCGGCAUAGAGAAGGUAACCAUGAUACCAUGUAACGAUCGUCAUGGUAUCCCGCGGCAUAGAGAAGGUAACCACUAACCAUUCGUGACAUAGCUGCCUUCUUAAAAUGUAACCGUUAACUUCUUAAAAUACUAACUAAAACAGUUUUUUUAAUAAUUCGAACUCUUUACUGAGUAAGUGAAUAAAUUCUUUUGAAGCUAGUCUUCAAGUGACAUUUAAUUUCUGUCAGUGCCACAUCGCAUGGAGUGUAGCUGAUGGUGCAUUCGCCUCCUACAUUCAUUCAGCGUUGUUCAGUGCACAGAUGUUCAGGAAUACUCAUGCGGAGUAUUCUUGUGACUCCUACAGAUGUGUUCUCUUCUACUUAAUUCUCGAUUCAAUGCAUAAUUGCUACCAACUAGUGUAGGAUUGUGUUCAAUAACCUAGUGUUCUCUUCUCCUUACUUCCUCAUUCAAUGCAUAUUUGCUACCAACUUGUGAAGAAUUAUGUUCAAUAAACUAUUGUUCUCUUUUCGUACUUCUUGAUUCUAUGCAUAAUUGCCCCCAACUAGUGUAGGAUUGUGUUCAAUAAGCUAGUAUUCUCUUCUCCUUACUUAUCGAUUCAAUGCAUAAUUGCUGCCAACUGGUGAAGGAUCGUGUUCAAUAAGCUAAGAGUACACAACCAACAAAGUCACAGCUCGACACCACGGAUCACAAUGCAACUCAAAACGCUCAGCAUUGCGCUUUUGCUGCUCAUGUUCUGUCACCUCUGCCUUGCGCGCGAUGCUCCCGAGAUCAUUGCAAUAAAUGAAGCGUUGAACGCAACGGCUGAAAAUGAACACAAUGUGAGCUACCCUCAUCCCCUUAAUCGGCCGAAGGACGCAACAGCUGAAAAGGAACACAAAGUACGCUACCCUCAUCCCCACAACAAAACAUCAAGCAGCAGAGACAAUAUCUCUGCCGGCGCUCCAACCGCCGGACUUGAGCGGAUGUUUGGUCGUGUGCCGCCAGCUCUGCCACGACAACAAGAAUUUGGUCCCAAUCGGGAACGGCGUGGGUCUGGCGGAGGCUUCUACUGCGUCGAGAAAGUAUUUCUCUGGACCAACGCCUACAAGAGCGGGCAGGAGUACGAGCUCAUCGACAGUCCCGCGUCUCUCCGCCGCACCCACAUGCUUGAGGCCGCCAAGACAUACGUCGUCAUCCAUGGCUUCAUGUCUGACGCCUCGCAGCCAUGGAUCAUCCAGACCAAAACAAAGCUACUGCAGCGCGAGAACUGCAACGUGCUGGCGGUGCAGUGGUGGGCUGGCAACACAUACGCAGAUUACUACAGGGCAACAGGAUACGUACCGUGCACUGGCUCUGAGGUAGCAGAGAUGCUCAGGGAGGCACGAGCUACAAAGCACGUGGAGCUACGUGACGUGCACUUGAUCGGCCACUCGCUCGGCGCCCACGUCGCGGGCUUCGUCGGCAAAAACGUCACGGGCGGCGUGGGGAGAAUCACGGGUCUGGACCCUGCAGGUCUGACGUACCACAGGGUCGAUAAGACGAAACGUCUCGACAAGACGGACGCUAGUUACGUCGACGUCAUCCAUACGAACGCGUGCGUCACGAACAACCCUUGGUUUGCGUGCUAUGGUCUCAACGAGGCCAUCGGCCACACCGACUUCUGGCCCAACGGGGGCGAGUACCAACCUGCCUGCCGGGGCCUUGCAGCGCCCCACAGCCCCGCUAUGGAAGGAGGCUUGGUUGGCUGCGACCACCAGAUGAGCUGCACGUACUUCAUCGAGAGCCUCGCCUACAGCGACGCUACGACGCGCUUUUUGGCGCGCCCCGCCCGCUCCUACAGCGAGUACACUGAGGGCAACGCGUCCUGCGGCCACGCCCCUCAGUACAUGGGCGUGCAUGCUGACCCUUGGUCGCACGGUGACCACUACCUCACCACGUCCGCGCUGUCGCCCUACGCCUACAAGGACGCUGCGUGUCCCAGCCGCCAGGGACGACGUCUACACGACGCAAGCUUCACGUCUGCCAUCGUCGCCAUCGUCGUGACGGUCCUGACCAUCGUCGUGCCAGCCAUCGUCAUCGGCAUGUCACGCGCUGCUCAUCGACUCUUCCCUGAUUGUCACUUCUUUAAUUCGCUGUUUGUAUCGAGCGCACAAGAACAAGAGCCUUUAUGGCCUGAGCCUUCACAUCAUGAGGAUGGACAGCCAAGCAAUGGCGAUGGACUGCCAAGUCAUGGCAAUGGACAGCCAAGUCACGGCGAAGGACAGCCAAGUUAUGGUGAUGGACAGCCAAGUCACGGCGAAGGACAGCCAAGUUAUGGCGAUGGACAGCCAAGUAAUGUCUAUGGACAGCCAAGUCCAUCAUGCGGAGGUGGACAGACACUCCAAGGCGAUCGUGCAGAACAAGCAAGUGCUGACAUCGAUGAUGUACGCAAGGCUGAUGAUGGCAGUCAAUAUGGCGAUGCUAUAGAAAGUGAUGAUGGUGAAGUUCAGUAUCAAGAUGCCCACUUGAUCUGAAGAAAUAAAAUCCUUGAGGCAUGUUCUUCUAUUAUAUUUUAUUAAAAGCAAAAUAUUUACCAGACCUGUGCACACAUUCGUACAACGGUUACGAACACGACAAUUUUUCAAGCUUUUGCUGCAAUACGAACUCAAGUAUUGAAUUCGUUUCCACGCACGACGUAACAAACUAUCGUGUGCAUGGCUGAUAAAUAUAUUGCUUUGUUUCGCCAGACUUACAAUGAGCUGCAUAGAUCUUUAUUAUGGGUUAAUUGUUUAGUAAUUGUGAACUGUUGCCUUAUUGUUCCAUGUUAGGAUUAGUCAACUAUAUAAAUAUACUUUUAUGCUGGGUUAAGGACUGAUGGCCAAUGCAAUACUCAUAGUGAUGUUACUCAGUAUUGCUAAAGUUAUAUUGUAUAAAUAAAUCUUGUAAGCUAUCGCGAUGUUAACCCUCUACCGCCGUUUGUCACUCUCCGGGAACUUAUCUCUCAAGUUAUAUUAUACGUGAACUAUUGAGUGUAGCAACCUGAGGACGUUUGUACGCAACAGAGAACA